UGUAUGUGUACAAUUAUGGGGAUAAUUGUAAAUUUUCAAUGAAAUAACGGACAAACACAGAAACCCAGUAUCAGGGAAAUGAGUGUUUGUAAUAUUAAUGAACUGAUGUGAUAAAAUAAAGUUUUUUUUCAAGCGCUGGUCACACACUUCAGUUUUGCUGUGACUAGAUCUAACGAGUUUUUCAACACAUUGGUAGAUCUGGAAAUGGAAUUAUACUGAAGCCAAAAGGCUGAGUGCUCUGCCAAUAAAUUUAGCAUAAGGAUAGAAGUUGUUGCAAUGAAUUUUUGCAUUUACUCUUAUAUUAUAUCGUAUUCAAUUUAGUAUGUGAAUGAGGAAAACGACAUUUAUGUGGGACUAGUAAUUUUAUCAAUUAUCCAUAGUUUGUGACAAUGUUGCUAUGACAUGGAAAAUUAUAGAAAUUGCUUAUAGCCUCGUGUUUCAUUGGUAUUUGCAUAAUAAAGGUUCAAAACUGAAUGACAAAUAGGACGUUGCUGUAAUAUUGUCCUAAUAGAUUUGUGUGAACGUAAUUGUCAGUGUUUUAUAUAUAUAGGACAGUCCUGUUUUGUAAUGAAAACAAUACAUGGAAUUUAUGUAUUGAUGUGAAGUUUUUCAUGUAAGAGUACAUCCUUUUAAUGAUGCUUUAGUUACACACUGUGUACGAGUAUUUUGUUCAUAAGUAUUUCAACUCGGAAAAUGUUAUAUGACAAUCUUAGACCAAAAAUGUACAUGUUAUACAACAUGUUUGGAAAAAAUUAAUGUGUUUUGGGCAAUUCUGUAUGUGAUCAGAACUAUUAAGUAAGAUUCUUCAAAGAUGACUGAGAAACCAGUGAAAAUGGACACGUUGAAGCCAGACAGCAGUGGAAAACCAAUUGAGUCAGUUAACUCUACAAAUAAGACACAGUCAGAUUUCUCGGACACAUCAAGCAUGAGUGAAUCACGACAUCUUUUUGAGGAUGACACUGCAAACAAGAUCCAAUCAAGCGUGCCGAUGACGAGCUUCAACUUCAUCAACUCUAUCAUUGGUUCGGGCAUAAUAGGGAUUCCAUUUGCUAUGAAGCAGGCUGGAUUUGGCCUAGGAUUGGUCUUGCUGAUUGUGGUUGCCUGUGUAACAGACUACUCCAUAAUUCUGCUUAUAGAGGCGGGAAAGCUGUCCAAUACCAAUUCUUACCAGGAUGUGAUGCUAGUAGCCUGCGGUCGUCCUGGUUUUUAUCUGCUUACAUUUCUACAAUUUGCAUAUCCAUUUAUAGCUAUGGUGAGCUACAAUGUGAUAAUAGGAGAUACAGUAACCAAAAUCAUUGUUCGUCUUGGUGGAGAACAUAUAGCUAACACGGUGCUUGGAAGUCGACAGUUCAUCAUCUUCCUGAUGACACUGCUGUUUACUCUACCACUUUCUCUGUAUAGAGAUAUAGCCAAACUUAGUAAGUGGGCCUUUUUAUCCCUGGUUAUGGUGGCAGUUAUACUUGUGUUUAUGUGUAUAAGGCUGGCUACAAUCACACAUAAUAUUCCACAAAGUGAUAAUUCUUGGAUAUUUGCCAACAUAAACAUCACACAGGCCAUUGGCAUCAUGGCUUUUGCCUAUAUGUGUCACCACAACACAUUUUUGAUCCACGCUUCACUGGAGAACCCAACAAAAGAGCGGUGGAGUUUCGUCACCCACGUCAGUGUCGUCUUCUGUAUGGGAUUUAUGAUGGCGUUUGGACUCGUAGGCUAUGCUUCCUUCACUGGAAAUACACAAGGUGAUCUGCUUGAGAACUACUGUCAGACAGAUGACCUGAUGAAUGCGGGCCGGUUCAUGUUUGCUUUCACAAUAAUGCUCACGUAUCCAAUAGAGUGCUUCGUCACUAGAGAGGUUGUUGAGAAUGCGUUCUUCCCGAACUCUGACCAGCCCCCCAUGUGGCGUCAUGUGGUCAUUACGGUAACCAUCGCCAUAGUUGUCUGUGCUUUCUCCAUGUCCACAGACUGUCUUGGCAUCGUCCUUGAGCUUAAUGGUGUAAUGGCAGCAGCUCCACUAGCAUUCAUCAUCCCCCCUCUGUGUGUGAUGAAGCUUCGCCAGGAGCCUGUACUCUCUCGCAACAAUGUCAUCCCCAUUGCCAUAGCAACGUUUGGAACUCUCGUUGCCGUUGUCGGGUUUAUCAUGGCUGUUGUGAAUUUCUCUACAGGGAACACGUGUAGUCAUGGGAAGGAACCGGACUACUGUUUGGAGCUGGAUAAGGGUGUUCUUAAUCUUACACAGGCUGAACUAGUUACUACAACAUUGCCAGAGUUAUAACUUUUCAUUAUUUGUUUAAAUAUAUCAUAAUAUUGCUGUACAUUUCAUAGUGCAUACCCGGGUGUAGCCAAGAUGGAGAAAGUUAAUCUGGCGAGAGAGAAAGAGUUUGUUGGUAAACUUCCGUGAGCCAAGAUAGCUCUCCAAGCAAACAGGAUAAACUUCCUCCAUCUUAGUAGCAGUCAUGAAGUAAAUUUUUCGUCCUACUUUUUAUGUAUAUUAUUGUAUUUUUUUUUUUUACUUUUUUAAAUGUGUGUAACAUCAAAGGAACAAAGUUUCAAAGUCAGCACUGCAAAAUAUUCCUAUAAAAUUACAACAUAUCUCAGAUUGAUCAACUCUUCCACAAGAAGAUCUCAACCACUCUAAAACAUUUAAAACCUACAAACAAUGAAUUUUUCUCCACCCAGCAUCACUUACAAGCAGGUAAAAAUGUGUUUAGUUUUUAUUGAGCCAACAUUCCAUAAUAGAUAUGAACUUCAACAAAAAUUGAUUAUAUAAAUUUUUGAACUUAUCUGCCAACUUCAAAACUACAGAUGUGAUUGAAAUAUUUCUUGGUAUAAACAUGUAUGUAGAUGGCAAUAAGAGGAAGUGCAAGCACCAUAAUCCUAUUAUGCAUAUUUAUUAAGUUAUCUCCCCUUAACCAUUUUUCAUUAUUGGUGCUUGCACACCGUUGUCCAGAACAUUGCAUUUUUAAGGUAUUUAAAGCUGCACUCUCACAGAUUGAACGUUGUGACAACUUUUUUAUUUUUUGUCUUGGAACGAGCCAAUUAAUUCAAAAUGCAUUGAAACCAGUGAUAC
Molecule: messenger RNA, 3064 nt
Organism: Mya arenaria
Lineage: Eukaryota; Metazoa; Mollusca; Bivalvia; Myida; Myidae
Product: putative sodium-coupled neutral amino acid transporter 11
Exons: 13
Coding region: 812-2269 (485 amino acids)
Biological process (GO): amino acid transmembrane transport
Molecular function (GO): amino acid transmembrane transporter activity
Source: RefSeq, a predicted model, not a curated record